Messenger RNA from Harmonia axyridis, 502 nucleotides. RefSeq names its product histone H1B-like. Gene Ontology annotation, cellular component: nucleus; nucleosome. Gene Ontology annotation, biological process: nucleosome assembly; negative regulation of DNA recombination; chromosome condensation. Gene Ontology annotation, molecular function: double-stranded DNA binding; nucleosomal DNA binding; structural constituent of chromatin. The transcript is spliced from 2 exons. Lineage: Eukaryota; Metazoa; Arthropoda; Insecta; Coleoptera; Coccinellidae. The annotation marks the transcript as partial. The record is from RefSeq and is a predicted model, not a curated record.
ACGUUUUUGAAAUAUAUACAGUGUAACGAUUUCAUCAAUUAUCACGAUAAUGUCUUCUGCCGAUACAGAGGUGCAACAAAGCGGUGCGUCCGUUCCAAUCGGUGCGAAAACUGCGAAGAAAUCCGAGAAAAAGACUGCGACCGCGGAACAGGCCAAACCCAACCAUCCUCCGACUUCAGAGAUGGUUAAUAACGCCAUCAAAGAUUUGAAAGAAAGAAGUGGAUCGUCAUUGCAGGCCAUCAAGAAAUUUAUAGCUUCCAACUAUAAAGUAGAUUCGGAAAAAUUGGCUCCUUUCAUUAAGAAAUACCUCAAAUCAGCUGUGCAAUCUGGAUCUUUAGUUCAGACAAAAGGAAAAGGCGCAUCUGGUUCGUUCAAAUUGGCAGCUGGUGGUUCCCCUUCUAAAGCUAAGAAGAUUGCGAAAUCGCCAACUAAGAAACCGAAAGCUCCAAAACCCAAAUCAGUCAAGUCUGUGGCAACUCCGAAAAAAGCAGCACCUUUGAAG